UAAACAAAAAUUACAGUUUAAAUCAUAAAAUAUUUAAUAUUUAAUUAUUACGAAUUACUUGCAUUAAUUCAAUUUUCCAGUUUUUCCUAAAAAUUGCUUGUGUAACAAAGAGUCUAGAACCGCAUAAAAGUGUGACUGUGAACUUCAGUUAGGUAUUAGUGAAAAUAAACCCUAAACAGCGAAGUUGAAAGUGAACAGUUAAAAACAUUGCUGUCAUUGCGGACUUUUAUCGGUGGAAAUACCUAUACCUACCUGCUGACUUACAGUCCACAUUAUUUUUCUAGUCCACACUCGCAGUGGUGUUGUAGUAGUUGUACUAUCAGAGACUUUUCUAUUUUUUACUACGAUAAAAAGUAGUGAAAAUGCGUUUAUCCCGCAUAAUCCAUCCAGCGAAGCCAUAUUUUCGGCCCUUCACCACCUCUGUGCCAGUAUACCAACAGGUAGCCGACGCUGUCAAAUUUGAUCCAGAACGAACGCGUACUGAAGUGGAGGACACUAGCACACGAUACGAGCAGAUGACAAAUGACAAUACAAGCGAUAAGUAUGUAUACAAGAAAGUCGAGCAGAAGCUUCCCGAUGUGCGCCCGCUCUAUCUGGAUCAGCAAGCGACGACUCCGCUGGAUCCUCGCGUGAUGGACGCCAUGCUGCCUUACCAGAUGCAUUCUUUCGGGAAUCCCCACUCUCGAUCCCAUGCUUACGGGUGGGAAAGUGAGCAGGCGAUGGAGAAAGCCAGAAGUCAAGUAGCGCGACUGAUUGGUGCAGACUCUAAAGAGAUAGUGUUCACCAGCGGAGCAACGGAAUCGAAUAAUCUGGCCAUUAAAGGAGUUGCGCGGUUCUACAAAGGAAAGAAGAAGCACAUUAUUACUACACAGACUGAACAUAAAUGUGUUUUGGAUUCGUGCAGAGCUCUGGAAGGAGAAGGCUUCGAUAUUACUUAUAUGCCUGUGCAGAAAUCGUCAGGCUUAAUCAGUCUGAGUGAAUUAGAGAAAGCAAUCCGCCCCGACACUUCCUUAGUGUCCGUGAUGUUUGUGAAUAACGAAAUCGGUGUCAAACAGCCAAUGAAAGAAUUAGGCAGUCUGUGCCGAUCGAAAAAAAUAUUCCUCCAUACCGAUGCAGCACAGGCUGUAGGGAAAGUGCCUGUAGACGUCAAUGCAAUGAAUAUUGACUUGAUGUCUAUAAGCGGUCAUAAAUUAUAUGGUCCAAAAGGAGUCGGCGCUCUGUAUGUGCGUAGACGUCCGCGAGUUCGUUUGGAGCCGAUCAUUAGUGGUGGCGGUCAAGAGCGUGGACUCCGAAGCGGCACCGUUCCGACACCACUGGUUGUUGGCUUUGGAGCUGCAUGUGAAGUUGCUCUGGAUGAAAUGGAGAAUGAUACGAAGCGGAUCGGAUACCUCUCAAAGUUAUUGGUGGAUAAACUGACCGCGGCGAUUCCGAACAUAGUUAGAAACGGUGAUCCAGUCCAGACAUAUCCUGGGUGUGUUAAUCUGUCUUUCGCGUGUGUGGAAGGAGAAAGUCUUCUUAUGGGGUUGAAAGACGUUGCUGUUUCGUCGGGAAGUGCUUGUACUUCAGCGUCGUUGGAACCGAGCUAUGUAUUACGCGCUAUUGGCGCAGAAGAAGACCUGGCACAUUCCUCGAUUCGUUUUGGAAUUGGCCGCUUUACGACAGAGCAGGAAGUCUUGUACACAGUUGAGAAGACUGUAAAAAUGGUUGAACAUCUACGCGAGUUGAGCCCUCUCUGGGAAAUGGUGAAAGAAGGCGUCGAUUUGAAAUCAAUAAAGUGGACACAACACUGAUGCUAUUUAGUGGCGGCUGGUGACAAUUUUCCGCAGGAAAUUAGAAUUCGGAAGAUUAUGGCAUAAGCCUUACCCAUAUGUUGAAAGAAAAUUUAUUUACAUAUUCUGUUACAGAAGAUGAUAAAUUAAACAUGCAUAAAAGAUGUGCGAGCAAAUAAACAGAUGAUCCUUGUCUUCCACGAAAUUAAUAUGAAAGAAAGACUGCAAACGAGACUGUAAAAUAAAGUAAUCAGAACCGAAAACAAUGCUUG
Messenger RNA from Paramacrobiotus metropolitanus, 2041 nucleotides. RefSeq names its product cysteine desulfurase-like. The transcript is spliced from 4 exons. Gene Ontology annotation, molecular function: pyridoxal phosphate binding; cysteine desulfurase activity. The record is from RefSeq and is a predicted model, not a curated record. Bases 363 to 1790 code for a protein of 475 amino acids. NCBI's taxonomy places the organism in Eukaryota, Metazoa, Tardigrada, Eutardigrada, Parachela, Macrobiotidae. Gene Ontology annotation, cellular component: nucleus; cytosol; mitochondrion. Gene Ontology annotation, biological process: [2Fe-2S] cluster assembly.